Molecule: messenger RNA, 2226 nt
Organism: Penicillium paradoxum
Lineage: Eukaryota; Fungi; Ascomycota; Eurotiomycetes; Eurotiales; Aspergillaceae
Product: dolichyl-diphosphooligosaccharide--protein glycosyltransferase subunit STT3
Exons: 6
Coding region: 1-2226 (741 amino acids)
Biological process (GO): post-translational protein modification
Cellular component (GO): membrane
Molecular function (GO): dolichyl-diphosphooligosaccharide-protein glycotransferase activity
Source: RefSeq, a predicted model, not a curated record
AUGGCCCCGUCUUCGCUUGAUUUUGUGUUGAAGGGCAGCUCCGGCCGGAGCACGCGCGGUCUAUUGCGGGUUAUCAUCCUCUGUACCAUUGCCGCCGCCGCAGUUUCCAGCCGACUGUUCAGUGUUAUUAGAUUUGAAAGUAUCAUCCACGAAUUCGAUCCCUGGUUUAACUUCCGUGCAACAAAAUACUUGGUCGAAAAUGGCUUCUACAGCUUCUGGGAUUGGUUCGAUGACCGAACAUGGCACCCUCUGGGUCGUGUCACUGGUGGCACAUUGUACCCUGGAUUGAUGGUGACCAGCGGCGUGAUCUACCACAUCCUCCGUUUCCUCACUAUCCCUGUUGACAUUAGAAACAUCUGUGUCUUGCUCGCCCCCGGUUUCUCUGGACUAACGGCCCUGGCCAUGUAUCUUCUCACCUCCGAGAUGUCCACUUCUCCUUCCGCAGGUCUCCUGGCCGCCGCCUUCAUAGGUAUCACCCCGGGUUACAUCUCUCGAUCCGUGGCGGGCAGUUAUGACAAUGAAGCGAUUGCAAUUUUCCUAUUGGUCUUCACAUUCUACCUCUGGAUCAAGGCCGUGAAGAACGGUUCGAUCAUGUGGGGAGCCCUGACCGCAUUGUUCUACGGAUACAUGGUCUCGGCUUGGGGUGGAUACGUUUUCAUCACCAACCUGAUUCCCCUUCACGUUUUUGUCCUUCUCUGCAUGGGCCGAUAUAGUACCCGUGUUUAUAUCAGCUAUACCACCUGGUAUGCCUUGGGGACAUUGGGAAGCAUGCAGAUUCCCUUCGUCGGUUUCUUGCCUAUCCGCAACAGUGAUCACAUGUCUGCACUUGGUGUCUUUGGACUGAUUCAAUUGGUGGCUUUCGCCGAGUUCAUCCGAGCCUAUCUCCCAGGCAAGCAGUUCCAGAAGCUCCUCACUUCCAUGGUUUUACUCACCUUUGGCCUUGGAUUUGGUGGCCUCGUUCUGCUGUCAGUCACUGGGGUCAUUGCUCCCUGGAGUGGCCGUUUCUACUCUCUGUGGGAUACUGGCUACGCCAAGAUCCAUAUUCCGAUUAUUGCCUCCGUCUCUGAACACCAGCCUACCGCCUGGCCUGCCUUCUUCUUUGACCUGAACUUCCUUAUCUGGCUCUUCCCAGCCGGUGUAUUCAUGUGCUUCCAGAAACUUAAGGAUGAGCAUGUAUUUGUGGUCAUCUACUCGGUCCUUGCCAGCUACUUCGCUGGCGUCAUGGUCCGUCUGAUGCUCACCCUGACACCCAUUGUUUGUGUUGCAGCUGCUCUUGUCUUGUCGUGUAUCCUCGAUAACUUCGUGGUUGCAUCGACCCCGAAGCCUGAAGCUAAAGCCGCGGUAAAUACCGAUGAUAAGUCGCUUCGGUCGACCCGGAACCCCGUCAUCGGUAUCUACUCGUACUUCUCCAAGUCUGUCGUGGUAGGCUCAGUCACCCUUUACCUGCUCCUGUUCGUCGCACACUGCACCUGGGUUACUUCCAACGCAUACUCCUCGCCAUCCGUGGUGCUGGCUAGUAAGCUACCUGACGGUAGCCAGUUCAUCAUCGAUGACUACCGCGAGGCCUACUAUUGGCUUCGUCAGAAUACCCCUGACAAUGCCAAGAUCAUGGCCUGGUGGGAUUAUGGAUACCAGAUUGGUGGCAUGGCUGACCGUCCUACCCUGGUUGACAACAACACUUGGAACAAUACCCACAUUGCCACUGUUGGCAAGGCUAUGAGCUCCCGCGAGGAAGUCAGCUACCCCAUUCUACGCCAGCAUGACGUCGACUAUGUCCUGGUCGUGUUCGGUGGACUGCUUGGCUACUCCGGCGACGAUCUGAACAAGUUCCUCUGGAUGGUUCGUAUCGCCGAGGGGAUUUGGCCAGACGAGGUGAAGGAGCGCGACUACUUCACCGCCCGUGGUGAGUACCGCGUGGAUGAGGAGGCCACCCCAGCCAUGAAGAACAGCUUGAUGUACAAGAUGUCAUACCAUAACUAUCAGUCCCUCUUCCCGGCCGGUCAGGCCAUGGACCGUGUUCGUGGUGCAAAGCUCCCCAAGGAAAGCCCUCAGCUCAACACACUGGAGGAGGCUUUCACUAGCGAGAACUGGAUCGUCCGUCUCUACAAGGUCAAGGACCUGGAUAACCUCGGUCGUGAUCACAGCAACGCCGUUGCCUUUGACAAGGGGCUUAAGCGCAAGCGUGCUACAAAACGCAAGGGUCCUCGUGUUCUGCGAACCGAGUAG